Molecule: messenger RNA, 915 nt
Organism: Parastagonospora nodorum SN15
Lineage: Eukaryota; Fungi; Ascomycota; Dothideomycetes; Pleosporales; Phaeosphaeriaceae
Exons: 2
Coding region: 1-915 (304 amino acids)
Biological process (GO): transcription by RNA polymerase III
Source: RefSeq, a predicted model, not a curated record
AUGCCGCCAGCAGCAAGAGGAGGAAGAGGCGGUGGGCGCGGCGGACGUGGCGGCGCAUUCAACCCGGCGCGUGGGACUGUGACGAUCGCUGGCACAGAGCUGAACUGGGACUUGACUGGCCUCGACAUCCAGAAGGGGCCAGCCGAGCGCUUUCCUGUAAGCCUUCCUUUGUCUUAUCGCGACACGUCACGCCUGGACAUGCAACACCAGCGCCCUCUACAGCUCCUGCUACAAGCACCGCUCUGCACAGCUUCAUAUCAUGUUGUUCCAGUCGCAAUGCUUCGCAAGCAGCCCAAGCCGCAGUCGGGCGCAUCUCCCAAUCACCCACUAAGACGGGAACAGGAAGCACCUCCUCCACAAGCACCCCCUCCGACCGACCACGAGAAGGGCAUCACGGCGCAUUAUCUGGCCGUACGCGAUCGCAUACACGAGGGGCCUUUCUACACGAUUCUGAACGAUGGCAUGAAGAACGGCCUCAAGAGGAAGGCCAACGAGAUUGCGCCCACGGAAGCAUCGCUGUUCAACCCCUUCACCGACAACCAGACGUUUUCCGCAAAAUACCUAAAACCCAUCCUCGAAGGCACUCGCGGCGAUGGCAAUACCUCGAAGAAGCGCAGAACUCUCGGCGUCAGCAAAAUCAACACUGUCUCGCAGAUCGAGCGCAUGAUCAAAGCCGAGGUCGACCGCACGAAAGAAGCAGAAGCCAAAGCGGAAGAAGAGGAUGAGGACGCCGAGGAAGAAGAGGAAGAAGCAGAGGAAGACAAGCCCGAUGCAGUUGAUGAGGAUGAUAACUACUCUGCGGUGUCGACAGAUUCGGAGGAGUCGGAUGACGAUUACAACGCUGAGCAAUACUUUGAUAAUGGUGAGGACGAUGAUAUCGACGAUGCGGAUCCGUAUGAAAACACAUAUGAAUGA